CUUUAUAUAAACGGAUCACGUAUAUUCUCUAUAAAAUUGCGAUCAUAUAGCGUAGCCGAUUAUUGUAAAAAAACUAUUCAUGGCUAUCUCAACAUCAUAUGGUCUUUCCUUCACCUUCAUUUUAACCAUAUGGGUAGUGGCAUCAGUCUGUCUUAGGGCUGACGCUCGAGCGUUUUUUGUGUUUGGAGACUCACUAGUCGACAAUGGAAACAACAACUACUUGGUUACAUCUGCCCGAGCCGACUCACCUCCUUAUGGCAUUGAUUACCCUACACAUAGACCAACAGGCCGUUUCUCUAACGGCCUCAACAUGCCUGACCUUAUCAGUCAGCGCAUGGGGGAGGAGCCCACAUUGCCGUUCUUGAACCCUCAACUUACAGGACGGAGGCUACUCGUUGGUGCUAAUUUUGCGUCUGCAGGGAUUGGAAUACUUAAUGACACCGGAGUCCAAUUCGUGAAUAUAAUUCGGAUUCCGUUGCAGUUUGAAUACUUUAGGCAGUAUCAACAACGAUUAAGCGGCCUUAUAGGAGCGAACCAGGCUAAAAAGCUUGUAAAAAACGCGGUCGUUCUCAUGACACUUGGUGGCAACGAUUUUGUCAACAACUACUACUUGGUUCCUUACUCAGCUCGCUCUCGACAAUAUGCGCUACCUAAUUAUGUCCGUUUUAUCAUAUCGGAAUACAAAAAGAUUUUAAUGAAACUGUAUGAUUUGGGAGCUCGUAGGGUUCUUGUCACAGGAACUGGCCCGUUGGGGUGUGUGCCAGCGGAACUAGCCCAGCGCAGCCGGAAUGGUGAAUGUGCAACCGAACUUCAGAAAGCUGCAGGAUUAUAUAACCCACAACUUAACAAAAUGCUGAGUGAUCUCAAUAGCAAAAUAGGCAGUCAUGUAUUCAUCAGUGUGAACUCGAAGAAGAUGCAUUCCGACUUUAUCAGUGAUCCAGGAGCUUUUGGAUUUGUGUCGGCAAAGAUAGCAUGCUGUGGACAAGGACCAUACAAUGGGCUGGGUCUAUGCACCCCACUGUCAAACUUGUGCGAUAACAGAGAUUUGUAUGCCUUUUGGGAUGCAUUCCACCCCUCGGAAAAAGCCAACAAGAUUAUCGUCGAGCAAAUGAUGACUGGUUCAACCGAAUACAUGAGUCCCAUGAAUCUAAGCACCAUUUUGGCCUUGGAUUCUCAGAAGUAGCUAGUGACCAUUUAUUUCAAUAAAAUUCAAUAUAUAUUGUUCAUCUAGUGCGUACGUUAUUGAUUUUUUUUUUUACUUUUCUAAAGUUGUUCCUAUUGAAUAACAUGCCUUGAUUGUAACUGUUAAAAUUUAAUGGAUUUAUAUGUAAUAUUACGUCUAAAGCGAUACCU
Molecule: messenger RNA, 1353 nt
Organism: Lactuca virosa
Lineage: Eukaryota; Viridiplantae; Streptophyta; Magnoliopsida; Asterales; Asteraceae
Source: the annotation of a GenBank genome assembly